This is a messenger RNA of Annulohypoxylon maeteangense, 4581 nucleotides long. RefSeq lists its product as uncharacterized. The record is from RefSeq and is a predicted model, not a curated record. Gene Ontology annotation, cellular component: nucleus. Bases 1 to 4581 code for a protein of 1526 amino acids. NCBI's taxonomy places the organism in Eukaryota, Fungi, Ascomycota, Sordariomycetes, Xylariales, Hypoxylaceae. Gene Ontology annotation, biological process: positive regulation of transcription by RNA polymerase II; DNA-templated transcription. Gene Ontology annotation, molecular function: DNA-binding transcription factor activity, RNA polymerase II-specific; zinc ion binding; manganese ion binding. The transcript has 12 exons.
AUGUCUCCUCUUUCUCGCUCUUCACAGCCUCCGGCGAAUCGCGCGGCGUCUGUAAAGCCCGAGUCCGCACAAAGCCAAGCCUCCGAUGACGAAGAUUCUGUCUUGCAAGCUCUUGCGACCGAGUCUCCAGCUGGUGACACGCCGGCGUCUGGAGCUCCAGGGAACCGCGCAGGGAGUGCCAGCGAAUCCUCAUCUAUUCCUCUUCAGAAGCGCCGGAGGGUUACGCGCGCAUGCGACGAAUGUCGUAGGAAAAAGAUCAAGUGCGACGGCAAGCAACCAUGCACUCACUGUCAGGUGUAUAGUUAUGAUUGUACCUAUGACAAGCCUUCUAAUAGGCGUAGAAAUCCAGCACCGCAAUAUAUAGAGGCGCUGGAAAAUAAACUAUCGAGGGCGGAAACAUUGCUGCGAAAAUUUAUGCCAGAUGUUGACCUUAACGACCCGAGCCUGGAUCCUGCCGUCCAGCAAGAAUUUCGUAUCCGGGAACAGGCUAGAAUUCGAGCUGCCGCAACGAAGGGAAAACAGUCCGGCUCGUCGUCCUCCGUGGAUGCCCAGCUGCAUUCUAUGAUCGAAACUGUCGGCCAACUCGACCUCGACGAAAAGGGCGACUACGACUUCCACGGAACCUCUUCCGGAUCGGUCUUCUUUAAGAGAAUGAAGGACCAUUUUCGUGGUCUUCUCGGCAGAGACUAUCAAAUACCAUUUCUUCCCCGUCCACCCCGACCUCCAGGCAUGCUCACUCUUGAUUCUCCCUCGCCGAAGUCUUCAUCCAGCUCGCGGACGCCUCCGAUUCAUAGUGCGAACAGAUAUGAUUUACCUUCGAAAGAACGAGCACUUGCGCUCUGUUCUGAAUCACUCUAUAAUGCGACGUGUCUCUUGCGAAUCGUUCACAUCCCUUCUUUCUACGAAAUGCUUGAUGGGCUUUAUGAAAAAAAGACAAGCGCGUUUGGAAAGGAAGAUAAAAGGAGUCUAGCACUCGCGUAUUCUGUGAUGGCACUCGGCUGCAUGUACAAUAUGCCCGACAAUAACGGCUCGGACACUCCGCCUUAUAAAUUGGCAGUCGAUGAAGCGAUCAAAUACUAUAGCACAGCAAGAAUGCUACUACAGGACAUAACCGAGUGUCGAGAUCUUACGUCUCUCCAAGCGUUGCUCUUUAUGAUACUAUUUAUCCAAUCGAUAUCGAACCUAAGCACCUGUUAUGGGUUUGUCGGGAUUGCUUUGCGAUCUGCACUGAGGAUGGGAUUGCAUCGACAUUUACCUCAUAUCAAAACGAAUCCCAUAGAAUCCGAAACGAGGCGGAGGGUCUUUUACAUAUGUCGACAAAUGGAUACCUACGUGUCAGCAUUGCUGGGUUUUCCGUUACUUCUCAACGACGAGGAUAUCGAUCAACCUUUACCAACUGCUGUGGACGACGAAUAUAUCACAAAGGACGAAAUACUCGUCCCACCUCCAGGGACCCCCUCAUUCUUUGAAGCUUUCAACGCUCACGUGAGGUUAAUGGAUAUCCUGGGUAAGGUUGUAAAACAUAUCUACCCAUUGAAGGGUAUCGACCAGAGCGAUACUGAAGGCGUAGGAGAGCCCUACGCAUCAUAUACGAUCAGCUAUGGGAAAAUUAAGGAAAUGGAGACGGAACUUCACCGGUGGAACGAGGACCUACCAUAUGCUUGGCGGCCGGAUCCUGAAGGUCCCGUUGAAGUUGUCCGAGUACGAAAUCUCCUGAGGUUUACGUACGCUCAUGUGCAGAUGGUGUUAUACAGGCCAUUUCUGCAUUACGUUUCUCCGCGUAUCUCGGCCGGCAAGGAGGUGAAUGAGCGUGCGUAUGCCUGUGGAGCUGCCGGUAUUAGUGUCGCCCGAAAUAUUGUGCAUAUCGGAACAGAAAUGCGGAAGCAAGUUCCUCUUGUCGGCCCUUAUUGGUUUACUCUUUUUACCGAAUUCUUUGCCGUUAUAACCUUGGUUUUCUUCGUACUGGAGAAUCAAGAUAAGUCCGGGACCAUGGAAAUACUUGCGGAUGCUGUUGCGGGCAAAGAGAUGAUUAGUGAGCUUUCCGGAAAGAGUAUGGUUGCGGACCGCAUAUCAAGCUCUUUAGUCAUGCUUUUUGACCAAUUACCGGAUAACCUCAAGGAAGUGAAAGCACGGACCGCAUCAUCUCGAAAACGGCCUUCGUCGGGGGCAUCGAGGGAUAGUAAUAGCACGAUGAUGGUGCUUCCUUCGGUAUAUGCUAACGAACCAACAAAUGCCCAAACCGAUGCAACUAGCAGAUCUCAGGGUAUAUCGUCGAAAAAAGCCGGCAAGGCUCCUGCUAGACCCAUCCACCAAGAUAUCUCGAUCAACGACUCUCCUUUGCCACAACCAGAGCUCGGCGGUCCAUUUUCUUCCGGGUUCCAGUUCUCGCCGUUAGAUUUAUCAAUACCGUCCCCCGAUUCCGCAACUGCCACGGCCUUGCAUGAGCCUAGUCCGAUGGAUUUGCAGCACCAGGAAUUCAGCGCCGGUAACCCGAUCCACCAGUUGGAUGCUGUGAUGUUCCCCUCGGAUGAUCCCUUGGCGUAUCCCAACCAGCCUCAAGUCGACUUCGGUACGCACCAAAGUAACGUUGCCGACGCUAGCCCGGGGGACCUUUCACAUCAUGACCCAUCUCAGUUUUACAUACCUAACUUUUAUGAAGGCAUCGAGGGACAGCUUAUGGGACCACUGCCGCCAUACUUGAUGCAAUCACAGGCCCAGCCAGGAUUUAACUUCCCACCUCAGAUGUACUCGGACCCGAUGCUCCUGCAGAUGCACACUAUUGAGCACAGGCCCUCACAGCCGCAAUCUCAUCUGCACUCGGGCCAAUCGCGCUCGAUGCGGCGACGGGGCCAACAAUCGGGGGAGAUGGAUGGAUGGACGAGGCGGCGUAGUCGGAAGGGAUUUUGUUGGUCCAGUAGGUGGAGAACAAGUGGGCAUAUCGGCGUAGAAGUACAGAGUAUGUUUUCUAAGAAGCGGGAUCUCCAGUCCCAUUCGGUUCCAUCUAGUCCCCAUCAGUCCCCAUCAGACGACCCCUGCCCCUUAAGGUAUUUCGGGCUGCCUUCAGGGGCUGCACGACGGCCUUACUGGAGGUCAUUUGGUCUAGGAGGGUCUUCAGUGUUUCGAGACCACGCCUGGGGGGUUUCCCAAUCGCCGAACGUGUACAACAAUCCCACCCCACCGACGAUGCUGUCGUUGCUCUACUCGUUAGAAAAACAACAUCAGAAAGAGAGAACGUCAGUCAAGAUGGAAGCUAUAGAUAUAGACCACGACCUGGUGGUCGUCGAGGAAUUCGACGCUCUGUCCGAAGAGAUAUCCCGGAAAGUUGCCAAAGAACUUGGCACUGACAAUGGCCUCAUUUACUUGCCUGGCCAGCUAGAAUCGACGUGGGAAGAUUCGGAUCAGGGACCGCCAUUUCGGCAGCGACGGUAUUUCUACUACCUGACUGGAGCAGACUUCCCCGGUUGCAGCGUCACAUAUGACAUUGCAGCGGACAAGCUUACUCUGUGGGUUCCGUUCACUCCUCCCGCUACCAUUCUCUGGUUCGGGAACACGCCGUCGCCCGAUGACUGUCUCUCGCACUCUGACGUUCACGACGUCAAGUAUGUCGGCGAACUAGCCCAGUACCUGAGCGCGCGUCUGGCAACUGUCAAGACUCUGUACGCGCUGCGGCCUUCGCAGCUGCCCAAGUUUGAAGGCUUCGAGCAAAUGCGGUCGAGCCUCAAGAUCGACGUCUCGUCUCUGCAACCUGCCAUGGACGAGGCGAGGUUGGUCAAGAGCGAGUACGAAGUCGCGAUGAUCAAGCGGGCCAACGAUAUUUCAUCGUCUGCUCACCGCGCCGUGGCUAAGAAGGUAGCCGCUUUCAAGAACGAGUGCGAGGUCGAAGCCGCCUUUAUCGCGGCCUGCACCGCCGCCAAUGCGAAGACUCAGGCGUAUCCCGUUAUCGCCGGCUCCGGGCCCAACGCGUCGACGCUGCACUACGGCACCAACAACGAGACGCUGAUCGGCCGACAGCUCGUAGUGCUCGAUGCCGGUGCGGAGUGGUCGUGCUACGCCAGCGAGGUAACACGGACGCUGCCUAUAGGCCCGCGUUCGCAGUUUACGCGCGAGGCCCGCGCCGUUUACGAGCUCGUGCACCGCAUGCAGGCGGAGUGUAUCGCGCGCAUUAAGCCCGGCGUCGUCUUCCGCGAUCUGCAGCUGCACGCGACACUCGUCGCCGUUGAGGGCCUGCUCGAACUCGGCGUGCUCAAGGGCGGUACCGCGGAGGAGAUAUUCAGGAAUGGCACGGGCGCGGCAUUCUUCCCGCACGGCCUAGGCCACCACGUCGGUCUCGACGUUCACGAGUUGCCGCAGAUGAUCGUGACGGUGGAGCCGGGGGUGUACUUCUGCAAGCCGUACAUCGAGGCGUACUUUCUGCGCCGCGAGGAACACGCGCGGUACAUCGACGCCGCGGUGCUGGAUAAGUACUGGGCGGUCGGCGGCGUGCGCGUCGAGGACUGUGUUCUGGUUACGGAGAGUGCGUGUGAGGUGCUCACCACGGCGCCGAAGGGGAAUGAGCUUUUGAGGAUGAUGGGGUAUGCUUGA